This is a messenger RNA of Trifolium pratense (red clover), 2239 nucleotides long. RefSeq lists its product as uncharacterized. The record is from RefSeq and is a predicted model, not a curated record. Lineage: Eukaryota; Viridiplantae; Streptophyta; Magnoliopsida; Fabales; Fabaceae. The coding region runs from base 210 to 1916 and encodes 568 amino acids. The transcript is spliced from 4 exons.
UUGCUCCCAACGUUCGUCAAUAAAUCAACCAAUUUAAAAAAACUAAUAUUACAAUAUUAACCCUACUUACCGUUACCAACAAACUCACUCACUCGCUCACUCUUCAUCUUCUUCACCAAGCUUAUUCUUUCUUCUUCACACACAAUUCUUGAAACCCUAAAAUAGCAACAAAAAAAUUCCCAAAAUUAAUCUUCAAUUCAUCUCCAAAAAUGGCAACACUCGCACCUGGAAUUCUCCUAAAGCUUCUAAACGGAAUAAACACCGGCGUUAGACCAACAAGCGAGCAUCGUAAUUCACUCUUACAAGUCACCGACAUCGUCCCCGCCGAUCUCGAUGAAAAAAGUCUCUUCCCAAAACAAGGCUUUUAUAUCAAAGUUUCCGAUUCUUCGCAUUCGAUUUACGUUACUCUUCCUUCCGAUCAACAUGAUUAUGUUCUGAGUAAUAAAAUGCAAUUAGGUCAAUUUAUCUAUGUUGAUAGAUUAGAACCCGGUUCCCCUGUUCCGGUUCUUAAAGGUGCUAAACCGUUACCUGGUAGACACCCUUUCAUUGGUACACCUGAGCCUCUAUUGGGCCUAAGAGAUAGUAAAACCCAAGCCCAAGCCCAGCCCAGUUCGGUUAGAGGCUCUUGGGGUACAGGGAGGAAGAUGAAGAAGAAUGAUGAUGAUGGUGGUGGUGGUGAUGUUUUUCCGCGUUCGCCUAUGGUUUUUAAACCGGUUAAUUUGGAUUUUGAUCAGUGUACACCAAUUAGAGGAAGGAGCAAUGUUGGAAUUGGAAAAGAUGGAACUCCUAUUAGGUGUUCUGUGAGUGGAGGGCUUUUUGGUAAAAUGAAUGAUGCAAAAGGUGAAAGUCCUGCAUUGCUUAGGAAAAGUUGUGUUGUUGGUUCUUCUAAUACAAAGAUUACAAGAAGUAGAAGUGUUUCUGAAAGAGAGAAUAGGAUUCCUAUGAGUCCCUUCAUGUCAAAUCAGGAAAAGAAAGGCGGUACUCCGCCACCACGGCUAAGACACGCAAGAGUGGCAAGUUCUGCCAGUGUUACCCGAGGAGAUGCUCACAAAGAGGACUCAAGUAUCACCUCUCAACAUAAAUCUCAGUCUACUACUAAUUCGGCUUUUGAUGAUUGCAACAAUCUUAGUCUCCCCAUGAAUUUACCAGCAAAAUUAAGCUCCUUGGGGAAGGAAGCUGUGCAGCAAAGAGAAGUGGCUCAAAAGCUUGCCCUUCAAGCAUUAAGAGAUGCUUCAGCUACCGAGACAGUAGUUCGAUCGCUAAAGAUGUUUUCAAAUUUAGCAAAAUCAGCUCGAGCCGAUGCACCUGCCACAGGUUUUGAACGGUUUUUGGAAUUUCAUAAUGAUAUUGUACAAGCAGUUAGUGCAAUGACGUCAGUGCAAGCAGCUACUUCAGCUUCAGAAUUGGCUUCAAAAUCAGAUAAACAAGUUGAAGAAGACCAGGUUUUACAUGAGGUUAUGCAAAAUUCCAUGGACCAAUCAGGAAACUCUAUCGAAGCAAACACGUCAAAAAGAAGGUGUGUCAAUAAAGCAAAAAUGGGAAAGAUGCUGAGAUCAUCAAGUACAAAUCAAAAGGAGAAUUUGGAGAAGAAAGGUUCUACCUUGGAACCUAUUGUUGAAAAUGAUGAGAAUAAGAAACCAGUAUCUUGCAGCUUAAGCAACACAAUUAAGUUGGGAAAGCAGAUUGAAACAGAAGCUGGGAAUUGGUUUAUGGAGUUCAUUGAGAAGGCAUUGGAAGUGGGUUUGAAGAAAACAAAGGAAGCGACAAAUGUUGAUGUUCGUAAAGUUCCUCAGGCUCUUUUACUUAAAGUUAUGAACUGGGUUGAGGUAGAACAAUACCAUAGUAACAAGAGGCCUAGCCACCCUAAAGCAGCACAGAUUGCUCGAAAGUUAAGAAUAAAGAUUAAGAAUCCUUGAUACUUUUGUUCAAAUGGUGAUGAACUAUUUUAAAGUUACGUGUGUGAAUUGUGUUUGGAAUAACUGUUGUGAGAAAUCAAUCAUAGUAAAUGUCAUUAACUUAAAUGUCACGAGCCACUUUGAGUUUUUCAUAGUUUAUUUUAUUUUUAAUAUUCGAUUCAUAUAAUGUAUUGUUUGGUUAGAAUUGAAUAAUUCGUAUUCAUAUAUAACAUUGUUUUACUUGAAUACCACUGAGAUUAGUACUUUUUUUGCCUUAUCCUGUGUGAUGAUCAAUGAAAAUGGGAAUUGAAUUACACUUCCCUUUUUACUUUUCAUUCUUUAUA